AUGCAGCAGCGCGCCUCGAGCGCCGACGGCGCCGCGCCGCCGGGGUACGACGGCCCGCCGUUUGGCGGCCCCAGCGGCGCCGGGCCGGGCGACGGCGGCGGCGGCUUCCCAGACGCUGAUGAGUACCAGCGGCUACUCAGCUCUGGGCAGGUGCCCGUGCUGCUGGGUGAGGACGGCCGCCCCGUUUACGGGCCGCGCGGCGAGCCCGUCAUCGUCGCGCCCGAUGGGCAGCCGAUGCUGAUCGCGGCCAACGGCGAGGUGACGCAGUACUCGCGGUGA
Monoraphidium neglectum is the source of this 279-nucleotide messenger RNA. RefSeq lists its product as hypothetical. NCBI's taxonomy places the organism in Eukaryota, Viridiplantae, Chlorophyta, Chlorophyceae, Sphaeropleales, Selenastraceae. The transcript has a single exon. Bases 1 to 279 code for a protein of 92 amino acids. The record is from RefSeq and is a predicted model, not a curated record.